AUGAGCAACAUUGGUGAAUCACGUACGGAUCUAUUGAACUGGCUAAAUGAACUGUUGCAAUUAAAUUAUAGAAAAAUUGAAGAAUGUGGUACAGGUGCAGCAUAUUGUCAAAUUUUUGAUUCUAUAUACGGAGAUGUACCUAUGCACAGGGUUAAAUUCAACGCAACAGCUGAAUACGAUUUUCAAACUAAUUAUAAAAUAUUACAAAGUUGUUUUACAAAGCAUCAAAUUGAGAAAACUGUGUAUGUCGAUAAAUUAAUAAAAUGUAGGUUUCAAGACAAUCUCGAAUUCCUGCAAUGGACAAAAAGAUUUUGGCUUCAGAAUAAAGAUGAGGCCCCUUAUGAUCCUAAUUCUCGCAGAAAAUUUAAAUCGACUAUUUCUAGUACUCCAAAUACAUCUAACAAUGGUGUAAUUAAAAACAAAAAAAGCACAUAUGGUUUAUCAGCUUCAUCUAAUGCUGCUAAUAUAAUGGGUUCUAGUAGAGUGUCAUCGUUUGGUGCAUCUAGAAAAGCUUCUAGUGAGCAGCUAUUGAGUUUGCAAACCGAAUUAUCAAACUCACACAUGAAAAUUACUAACUUAAACGAUGAACUAACUAAUUACAAAAAUUCAUUAGACAUAAUGGAAAGAGAACGUGCCUUUUACUUUGGAAAGUUAAGAGAUAUUGAAAUUCUUGUUCAAUCAACAGAAGAUUUAAUAAAAGAAGGCAUUUACAAUGCUAAUUCUAAUUCAAAUAGUGAUGAGUUAUAUAAGUUCAUCAAAAAGGUUCAAAAAAUUCUAUAUGCAACUGAAGAAGGUUUUGAAGUUAAUGAUGGAGAUGAGGGUAGAAUAGAGGACAAAUACGCUACUUCUAGUGAUCAGCGUCAUCAAAGCGCAUCUAAUGAUGUAAUUAAUAAUAAUGCUAAUGAUAACGACAGAAAUAAUGAACAGCUUGGGCUAAUGCCUCCAGCAAGCAUGGGGACUGAAAUUGAUACCACAAAUUUAGCAUCACAAAAUUUAAUUAUAGAUGAAGAAACUUUCUGA
This is a messenger RNA of Tetrapisispora phaffii CBS 4417, 1020 nucleotides long. It is a transcript of the gene BIM1, whose product is annotated as microtubule-binding protein BIM1. The coding region runs from base 1 to 1020 and encodes 339 amino acids. The record is from RefSeq and is a predicted model, not a curated record. Gene Ontology annotation, cellular component: microtubule organizing center; microtubule plus-end; spindle midzone. NCBI's taxonomy places the organism in Eukaryota, Fungi, Ascomycota, Saccharomycetes, Saccharomycetales, Saccharomycetaceae. The transcript has a single exon. Gene Ontology annotation, biological process: regulation of microtubule polymerization or depolymerization; protein localization to microtubule plus-end; spindle assembly. Gene Ontology annotation, molecular function: microtubule plus-end binding.